CUUUCAACACGCCCAGCGCCAGCAAUCGCUCACCACCAACCGCCACAAUGCCGAAACCAAACCCAUUCCUCACCCUCUUCCGGCGCCACUACUCUAUCCACGCCCCAAACCUCACACUCUCGACGCGCCCGCGCCCACAAUGCCUGCGCCAACCGCCCUCCCCACGCUCCACACCACGCGUGCUCGUCUUCCGGCGCAGCGUCGGCGGCGGCCCCGGCCUGGACCCGAAUUUUGUAUCUGUCCUCGACCGGCCGGCGAAAAUGGCACGCGUGGGGAAACAACACGGCCCGGGCCUGAUCAUCCUCGCCAUCAUCCCGCUCACAGCCUUCGUGCUCGGCUGCUGGCAAGUCAAGCGCCUGGGCUGGAAGACGGAGCUAGUCGCGCGCUUCGAGGACCGGCUCACGUUCCCGCCGCUCGAGCUCCCGCUGCGAAUCGACCCUGAGGCUAUCGAUGCGUUUGACUACCGGCGCGUGUAUGCUCGGGGGCGGUUACGGCACGAUCAGGAGAUGUUGAUUGGGCCGCGGAUGCUGGAUGGGGAGGAGGGGUAUACGGUUGUGACGCCGUUGGAGAGGGAGGAUGGGAAGGGCGGGAAGCACAAGAUCCUGUGUUGUCGCGGGUGGAUUAAGAAGGAUGCUGCGCCGCAGUGGUUUAGGAAGAAAAAUGGUGCGUUGCCCGAGGGGGAGGUCACUGUCGAGGGGCUGUUGAGAGCCCCGCCAAAGGGGAACAUGUUUACGCCAAGCAAUCUGCCAGAGCAAGGAAAGUGGUUUUUCCCUGAUGUCAAGGGCAUGGCGGAGUGGAGUGAGAGUCAGGCUGUGUGGGUUGAGGAGACGAUGGUACCGGACUUGCUCACAAACUAUGAGCGCGAACCCAAGGGUGUACCGAUUGGGAGGGCGCCGACUGUGAACCUGAGGAACAACCACACGCAGUACAUCUUUACUUGGUACGCGUUGAGUUUCGCCACAUCCAUCAUGUUCUGGAUGGUUGUCAAGAAGCCUAUAUCAGGGACCCAGCGGCGGGUACGACACAGCGUCGAUUGGUCAUAACAGCAUAACGCAUCUUCAUCAUUCGUCUUCCUCUUCGAUGAUGUCCAGCUUCCUCUUCUGCGCCCUCCGCUUGGGCAGCGGCUCCAUUCUGAGCUGCUGCAACAGUUCCCUGGGGAGUAUCUUCUGCGCAAGCGAGAACACCGUACUGUUCUUGGUAGUUUUGCGAGUUCU
Dothidotthia symphoricarpi CBS 119687 is the source of this 1214-nucleotide messenger RNA. RefSeq names its product SURF-family protein Shy1. Gene Ontology annotation, cellular component: membrane; mitochondrion. The coding region runs from base 48 to 1043 and encodes 331 amino acids. The record is from RefSeq and is a predicted model, not a curated record. The transcript is spliced from 3 exons. Gene Ontology annotation, biological process: mitochondrial respiratory chain complex IV assembly. Lineage: Eukaryota; Fungi; Ascomycota; Dothideomycetes; Pleosporales; Dothidotthiaceae.